GGCAAAGAGUAUGACAUGGACAACUCCCACCCAACUAGCAAAAUAUCAAAGGAUGAUCCGAAAUAGUUGGACAAGAAAUCAAUGAAAAUUUUAUAGAUGAGAUUUCUACAAGAAAAAAAGGAAGAAAAAUCUACAAAGUGGUGAGGGGUUCCAAAGAGAACCUUAUCCUCAUCAUUCCUCUUCGUAUAAAUAGCAAACUCCAUCCAUCUCAUGCUCACCAGAGGAAGCAAAACCACCUCCAAAGAUGCAGGCAGCAGCAGCAGUAUGUUUCAUGAGCCCUUUGCCCGUUAGAAGCCCAAAGAAGGCAUCCUUGCCGACCUCAUCCAAUCCACACUCAUCGCUCCUCAAACCCAGAGCUGUCGCCGUCACCUCAUCGGAAACCUCCACCAUCGACUACAGCUCCUCCCUCUCCGUGUUUCCCAUGGAGGCGUGUGAGAUACUCGGUGGCGAGGCAUGCAACGCCAGGAUGUUCCCGGAAGCGAAGCUCGCGGCAGCGGCCGGCAGCGGUGGCAGACCGGCCUCCGAGGAGAUCGACAGAGACUACCUCGAGUACAACGAUCCCAAAACUGUGUUCCCUGGUGAGGCGUGCGACGAUCUCGGCGGCGAGUUCUGCCAAGCCGAGUACCAGAAUGGCGUCUUCUGACACGGGAUUACGCAUGCCUGGAGUUGGCUUCCUGUAGACGAUGAAUGAUAGAAAGUUGCAGGUAGGUUGUCGGUCAUAAGACAGCGUAUAGUGCACUGUGUAUAUCUUUGUUCUAAGGAUAUAAGGAAUGGAAGCUAAACUUUGUUACCUAUA
Messenger RNA from Musa acuminata AAA Group (dessert banana), 796 nucleotides. Its product is annotated as light-regulated protein, chloroplastic-like. The coding region runs from base 245 to 643 and encodes 132 amino acids. The transcript is spliced from 3 exons. Lineage: Eukaryota; Viridiplantae; Streptophyta; Magnoliopsida; Zingiberales; Musaceae. The record is from RefSeq and is a predicted model, not a curated record. Gene Ontology annotation, cellular component: chloroplast.